AUGGCAGAUCUAUUUAAAGCAAAAGAACGUGAAUUUUACAUUGAAUUGAAUCAAGAGAAAUACUUUUUCCCUGGCGAUACUAUCUCGGGUGAUGUUGUGCUCAAUUUAACAAAGGGGACAAAGAUUAAUAACAUCAAGGUGACGCUGGACGGUACAGUUGAUUUAGGAGGAAGAAGUAUAUCCUUGUUUUCCAAGUUUACUAUCAUUGCUCAAUCACCGGAUGGAGACAAGGCACAUCAUCUUGAUGCGUAUACCCAUCGAUUUCCCUUCAAAAUUACUAUUCCCACCUCAGACAAGUAUAAUGUCCCAAGUACACUGGAAAUUUCCAAACUCGUGGAAGUCAGCUAUCGAAUCACAGCAACAUUGAUCAAACCAUUUGUUUUUGGAAGAUACAGCGCACAGGCCAUUGCUCCUAUCACCGUUUUAGAAAACAUUAAUGUGGAGUCUGAAGAUUAUCACGGUGAUAUAUUUGUAGAAAAGGAAUUGUGUUUAUUUGGAACAGAGGAUCCUGUAAAGGUUUCUACCAACAUUGGAAAACGUGCAGCUGUAAAAGGUGAUGUGAUUCCAAUCUAUGUCACAGUCAAGCAUAUUGGUGUGAUGGUUCGUGACAAGGCUAUUUCAGUUCAAUUAUUACGAUCCGUGUAUUACGGCAAAAACAACUCCGAAUUAUAUGGACCCAAAGUGUUGAAAGAAGUAACAGCAAACAUUGAGAUAUCUGGACCUGUCAGUUUCAGCAAGACAUUUGCGUUAAAAUUAGCGAUUCCAAAGAACACAUGUCCUACCGUAGAUAAAUCAGGUCAAGCAUUUAAGAUUGAAUACACGUUACGUGUGUCGGUGAAUUUAAAUGAGGAAAAUCCAUAUCGUCAAGAAAUACCUCAAGAUAUUGUUCUUUUCAAUGUACCCUUUACAAUUGGUACCUAUCCUAAACUCUCUUUUAAUAUCGACGACGAUGAUGAAUCAGACGAGGAUGAGUAUAUUCCACCUAUCAGUGAUAGUGCAUCCAACCAUUCUUCUGAAUUAAAUGAAGUCACAAAGACAAUGCAAGACAUGGAUUUAAGUGAAGUCAGUUCACCCAUCCUUCAACAAGAUGCGAUUACACCACUUCCACCUCUUUCUCCAUCUUCGAAACCCACCUAUGUGGCUCCCCUAAUGAAAUCUCCUCCUAGACCCAUCUCUGUGAAUCAAGGUAUCUAUAAGCCAAACGCACCUUCACCCAUCGCAGUAGAGAAGCACGAACAUGACCAUCAACCGACAGAAAACGACCUGGCAACGAAGCCAUUACCUCUUAUAGCUGAAUCUCCCAUCUGUAAUGAGGAGGAGGAGGAGGAAGGUAGGACGACUGUCACACCACCUCCUGAAGAUGCUACCACCGGGGUGACACCACCUUCUCCUUUUAUUAUAAAACCUGCUGGGAUCAGUCCCUCUGACAUCUUUAAUGAUUAUAAUCCUGGAUUAUCACCGACUAUUUCACCUGUGCAAGGACCUGAUAGUUUAAACAGUAUGCCAGCCACUGCAGCAGCACCUGGAUUAGGAAGAAACAAAUCGUUUCAUCUGAUAGUUCGUAAUAAUAAUCAGGAGAUAUCGACUGUGCCACCCGAAACAACCCAUUACGGAGGCAGUUUACCUAAUAAUACGGGAUUUAUUCCUCGACCCACGUCGUCUAACGGACAUUAUACCACUUCACCACCUCAACCAAGCCCAUCCACUAGUAGUCAUACCCAUGGUGGAUUUGCAGCCGCUCAAAUGCCUUUUGGAUAUCCUCCCCAACCUACCCCCUCCAUGAGUAAUCAUACCCAACAUGGAUUUCCACCUCAACCCACACCUUCUGUGAGUACUGGCUACAAUGGGUAUCCAUCUCGACCACCACCUCAACAACAAAACUAUCCUCCUUACCAUCAUACAGGAGGGUAUCCUUAUACACAACCUGGGUUUGGUGGAGGGAUGCCAGAGCCUCAAAUGAAUUAUCCAUUUGGGGGACCCAUCCAUACCAUGCCUAUGCCACAAUUUGGUGGAAUGCCAUCACAGUCAUCUGGGUAUCCACGUCCACCUUCAUCCUAUCCCUACCAUCGUAAUUAA
This is a messenger RNA of Mucor mucedo, 2076 nucleotides long. RefSeq lists its product as uncharacterized. Bases 1 to 2076 code for a protein of 691 amino acids. Gene Ontology annotation, biological process: ubiquitin-dependent endocytosis. The transcript is spliced from 5 exons. The record is from RefSeq and is a predicted model, not a curated record. Gene Ontology annotation, molecular function: ubiquitin protein ligase binding; protein-macromolecule adaptor activity. Gene Ontology annotation, cellular component: plasma membrane; cytoplasm; cytosol. NCBI's taxonomy places the organism in Eukaryota, Fungi, Mucoromycota, Mucoromycetes, Mucorales, Mucoraceae.